CUGCAGGUGGAGAUGGGAUGGAUGGUCCCAGAAACAGAGAUCAGCUCAGAGAUGAUAAAUAACCAGACGCUGGUGACACAGUUUAUCCUACAGGGCUUUUCGGUGCACCCAGAGUACCAGGUACUCCUAUUUGGCUGUUUCCUCUCCCUCUACACUGUGACCCUGACUGGCAAUGCUCUCAUCAUCCUGGCCAUCACCCUCCACCGUGGGCUCCACACACCCAUGUACUUCUUCUUGUUCAACCUGGCUACUAUGGACAUCAUCUGCACCUCUUCUAUCAUGCCCAAGACCCUGCAGGGUCUGUUGUCAAAGCAGAGCACCAUCUCCUAUGGGGGCUGCCUGGCCCAGCUCUACUUCCUAACAUGGGCUGCAUCCUCAGAGUUGCUUCUGCUCACAGUCAUGGCCUAUGACCGGUAUGCUGCUAUCUGCCACCCCCUGCAUUACAACACCAUGAUGAGCAAGGCAUUCUGCAGCCUGCUGGCCACUGGUGUGUGGACACUCUGUGCCUUCAACACGGCCAUACACACAGGGCUGAUGCUACGCUUGGAUUUCUGUGGCCCCAAUGUCAUCAACCACUUCUUUUGUGAGGUCCCCCCUCU
Molecule: messenger RNA, 599 nt
Organism: Octodon degus (degu)
Lineage: Eukaryota; Metazoa; Chordata; Mammalia; Rodentia; Octodontidae
Product: olfactory receptor 13A1-like
Exons: 1
Biological process (GO): G protein-coupled receptor signaling pathway
Cellular component (GO): membrane
Molecular function (GO): olfactory receptor activity; G protein-coupled receptor activity
Source: RefSeq, a predicted model, not a curated record